AUGGAGCAGCUCGCGCAAAAGGUCGAAGGCAUGAGCCUCGACGCCAUCGCCGAUGCCUACCCCAACUGCCACCCCGAGCUCAACCCCUUCGACUUUUACCGCGCCCACAUCUCCAAUAUCCUCUCCGGAAUCUCGGGGGUCGAUCCUAAGAUCAUCUUCUCGGCGCUGUCCUGGACCGCGAGUCUCGACAAGGGCGACCUCAUACUGGCAGCCCCAGCACUGCGUGUCAAGGGCCAAAAGCCCGACGAGCUAGCCAAACAAUGGGGCGAGAAGUUCCCCGACAAUGACCCCCUCUUCGAGAAGCCGACCGUGGUCAACUACUUUAUGGCCUUCUUCCUCAAGCCCGCCCCGGCCGUCGAGACCGUCAUUCCCCUGAUCCAAAAGCACGGAGCCCAGUUCGGCUGCAACAAGUUCCACGGCCUCAAGGACCCCAAGGACCCCAGCAAGGGCCAGAAGCGCAUGAUCGUCGAGUUCAGCUCCCCGAAUAUCGCGAAGCCCUUCCACGCAGGCCACUUGCGCAGCACAAUCAUCGGCGGUUUCUUGGCGAACCUCUACCAGGGCGCGGGAUGGGACGUGGUCAGGAUAAACUACCUGGGCGACUGGGGCAAGCAGUACGGUCUCCUCGCCCUGGCCUUUGAGAAGUACGGCGACGAGGAGGCCCUCACAAAGGACCCGAUCAACCACCUCUUCCAGCUGUACGUGCGCAUCAACAGCGAGAUGUCGGCCGAGAAGGAACAGAUCGAGAAGAGGAAACAAGACGGCGAGGACGUGGCCGAGCUGGAGGCCAACAGUCUCGACGAGCAGGCCCGUCGCUACUUCAAAAAGAUGACCGACCGGGACCCCGUCGCGCUGGCGCAGUGGAAGCGCUUCCGUGACCUCAGCAUUACCCGAUACCAGGACACGUACGCCCGCCUCAACAUAAAGUUUGACGAGUACAGCGGAGAGAGUCAGGUGUCGGAGGACAUGAUGGAGAAGAUCGGCCAGGAGAUGCAGGACAAGGGCAUCUCCAAGGAGGACAAGGGCGCCCAGAUCGUCGACUUCCAGGCCCUCGUGCCGGGCAAGGAGGGCAAGCGCCUCGAGAAGCCCAUCGUCAAGAAGAGGGACGGCACCGCGCUGUACCUGACGCGCGACAUCAGCGAGCUGCUCGGCCGCCACGAGAAGUACCAGUUCGACCACAUGAUCUACGUCGUCGCGUCCGCCCAGGACCUGCACCUGAAGCAGCUGUUCAAGAUUAUCGAACUGCUGGGGCACAACGAGAUCGCCGCCAAGUGCCAGCACAUCAACUUUGGUCUGGUCCUCGGCAUGAGCACCCGCAAGGGUACCGUCAAGUUCCUCGACGACAUCCUGCGCGACGUGGCCGACAAGAUGCACGAGACGAUGAAGAAGAACGAGACCAAAUACAACCAGGUCGAGAACCCGGAUGCGACGGCCGACACGCUCGGCAUCAGCAGUGUCAUGGUGCAGGACAUGACGGGCAAGAGGAUCAACAACUACACGUUCAACAUGGACGCCAUGACCUCGUUCGAGGGCGACACCGGCCCGUAUCUGCAGUACGCCCACGCCCGCGUGUCCUCGAUCCGCCGCCGCGCCGGGCUCAGCGACGAGGACAUCGCCAGCGCCGACCUCUCGCUCCUGACGGAGGCCCACGCCGUCAACAUCGUCCGCCUGCUCGCCCUGUGGCCCGACACGGUCCAGAACACGCUGCGGACCCUGGAGCCGACGACGGUGCUGACCUACCUGUUCAAGAUGACGCACGCCCUGAGCAGCAGCUACGACCACCUGCAGGUCGUCGGCAGCGAGCGGGAGCUGAUGAAGGCCCGCAUGGCCCUGUACGAUGCCGCGCACACCGUGCUGGGUAACGGCAUGAGGUUGCUCGGGUUGAGCCCUGUUGAGCGGUGA
Messenger RNA from Chaetomium fimeti, 1899 nucleotides. RefSeq names its product arginyl-tRNA synthetase. Gene Ontology annotation, molecular function: arginine-tRNA ligase activity; ATP binding. Gene Ontology annotation, cellular component: cytoplasm; mitochondrion. The transcript has 3 exons. Lineage: Eukaryota; Fungi; Ascomycota; Sordariomycetes; Sordariales; Chaetomiaceae. Gene Ontology annotation, biological process: mitochondrial translation; arginyl-tRNA aminoacylation. Bases 1 to 1899 code for a protein of 632 amino acids. The record is from RefSeq and is a predicted model, not a curated record.